UGUCAUAUCAAUCUCUUUUCAGAAAAUCCCGUUAUCAUUUACUUGCAGUACGAAAUGACCAGAUGAGGCCGUUAUAACCCCUUCUGAAUUUAAUGACACUUCCUUCCUUGUUAGAACAAGUGUACGACGAAAUGAAAAGACCAAAAUACCAGUACUUAGAAGAACUCAAAGAUUUUCAGUUUUGGAGAGCCUUGAGGUGCGAAAUGCUUGGAACAUUUCUAUACAUGAUAUUUUUAUCCGGGGUGACUUUAAAUUAUCAAGGUGAAAAAAUUUCGCUAAUCAAUGACGAUUUUAAAGAAUCUUGUAAUAUCAUUAAGCUUUCAGCGGAAAGUAAAAUUAUGAAUGGGCCAGUGAUGAGUUGGACUGAUGCAAAAACGGAAUCUGUCAUUAAGUAUGAUUGGGAGAAUCGUGAUUGGAUACAAGGAACGAAAUCUAGAAACAACAAUGAAACAGUUAAUAUGUCCGACUCUUUAACCGAUAAUGCCCAUUAUAAUACGAAUAAUAGUAGUGAGUUAUUUAAUACAAACGUAUCGUUUAUGUUAUCUUUAAACAAAAAAUUUAACCAAAUUAAAUUGACUAAACAAUAUCCUCAUGAAUAUCCAGACAUCAAAUUAAAUGUUAGCCCAUCCUUAUUAAAUAUAUGUGUGAUAAUUGAAAAUGCUCAACCUAUCCAUAAAGAUUACGUUACUUUAAACGAAGAAUACAAUAUUCUAAAAAUUGCCAUUGUAUCUGGUUUCUCUAUGUGCAUACUCAUACAAAUAUUUGGACACAUAAGUGGUGCACAUUUGAAUCCGGCCAUAACUCUAUCAUAUUUAGCUGUCAAUCAUAUAAGCGUUUUGAGGUGCAGUGCGUAUAUUGUUUGUCAAUGUUUGGGAAGUAUAAUAGGAGUUACAAUGAUUAGGGCACUAAUCCAGCCUUCUUUUUCUAUUUUCUCGUUAUUUCAUCCUAACAUAUCAGACCAAGGACCAACAAAAACAUUUAUCUUACCUCACACUGAUUUAUUCUCUAUCCAAAUUAUCACAAAUGUUCAAGGAUUCGGCUUAGAGUUUAUAAUGACAUUUGUGCUUGCUCUGAUCAUUUAUUCUACCUUGGAUCCCAAAAAAACCCUUCUCAUACCUCCUAAUGGAUAUCUUAAGUCAUUUAAUAAAAAUGGCCACUCGGGGCUUUUGAAUGAGGGAAAUAGUUGCGAUAUGGAAGUAGAUCCUUAUAAUCAUCCAACUUCGGCAUUAAUAAGCAUGAAAAAGGAAAAUCUGGAUAAAAUACAACAUCAAAAUAAGAAUGUUUUGGAAAGAGGUUAUAAAAUGAACAGUAACCACAUGAUUAAAAAGGAUGGAAAUAUAGCGGAAGAUCUGUUGAUGAAUGACAAAGAUUAUCAGGGAAGGACUAGGGGAUUCAUUAUGUAUCCUAUAUCUGUAGGACUGUACAUAACUUUCGCAACUAUAUUCGGGUAUAAAUACACAGGGGCAAGUAUGAACCCUGCCAAAUCUUUGGGUCCAGCAAUCAUUAACAAACAAUGGAACGAUCAUUGGGUGUAUUGGAUAGGGCCUAUAUUGGGUGGACUUAUGGGUGCUUUCACUUAUGAAUAUACAGCCACGGUUUCAUCUAAUCAUAAAUCUUUAGGCUUUAAACGGUCAUUUAGAAAAAGCCUCAUCGGUUGUAAGAAAAGCGGUGAUGAAUCCAUUCAUCGGCCAUUUUAUCUAAAUAGCGAACUUCAGAAAAAAACACCGGAUCCAUUAAAUAUGCCCAACGAUUCAAGCGAUAUAUGUGAUGAAGGUUCUGGAAAAACUAAAAAAAACUCAAUCAUGACUACCAGUUUAUCAAUGACCGGGUUUUCAAAUUAUUGAAGAGAAAAAAUUUAAAUGAUUUUUCUUCUUAUUUGGGAUAUGGAAUCCAUAGAAAUUCAGAAUCUCUAAAUUUUAUAUCAUUUCCGGAGAGAUUUUUUAAAUUUGAAAAAAUCUGAUUUGAUUGGAGCAUUCCAACAUAGAUUGAACAUCUACCCUGUAAAUCUUAGAGAAUUAUUGCCAUAAACUUUUGUGUAUUGUUUUAAUUUAAUUUUUAAAAAUCUAUGUAAUAAAAUUUGAUCUAUGCAAAUUGGCUAAAAUUUCGAGUGGGGCUCUUUAAAUAUUAGAAUUCCAUUUCAGGUCAAGUUAGAUUUUUUAAAUUUAAAAAUCGUGCUCAGCAAAUGAUUUAAAAUUGAGAGAAUCCGAAUACAAAAUGGAUUCUAUAUCCCAAUAUGACAUUUAUAUCUCUAAUUAAAGACUUGAAAACCAGGGGAAAAAACAUUUUAAAAAAAGGAUUUUGAUAUAA
Messenger RNA from Gordionus sp. m RMFG-2023, 2307 nucleotides. RefSeq lists its product as uncharacterized. Lineage: Eukaryota; Metazoa; Nematomorpha; Gordioida; Chordodea; Parachordodidae. The transcript is spliced from 5 exons. The coding region runs from base 93 to 1844 and encodes 583 amino acids. Gene Ontology annotation, molecular function: water channel activity. Gene Ontology annotation, cellular component: plasma membrane. The record is from RefSeq and is a predicted model, not a curated record. Gene Ontology annotation, biological process: water transport; transmembrane transport.